Scedosporium apiospermum is the source of this 888-nucleotide messenger RNA. RefSeq lists its product as uncharacterized. The record is from RefSeq and is a predicted model, not a curated record. Gene Ontology annotation, molecular function: hydrolase activity, hydrolyzing O-glycosyl compounds. Gene Ontology annotation, biological process: carbohydrate metabolic process. Bases 1 to 888 code for a protein of 295 amino acids. NCBI's taxonomy places the organism in Eukaryota, Fungi, Ascomycota, Sordariomycetes, Microascales, Microascaceae. The transcript has 3 exons.
AUGCUCUGCCCGGGCCCACCCGCGACAAUUGUACCGGCCGGCUCCAUGAAAUGGGAUGCGACCCAGCGUAAGAGGGUGGUCUUCAAUUUCACAGCAGCUGAUGCCGUGGUUGCCGCCGCCGAAGCCAACGGUCAGAUGAUGCGCUGCCACACUCCCCUCUGGCACUUAUCAACCCCUAGCUGGGUUACCGAAGGAGGUUUCGACAACGAAACCUUGAUCGACAUCAUGACAGACCACAUCAGGGUCGUGCUUCCCCACUACAGGGGUCGGUGCUACGCUUGGGAUGUGGUUAACGAAGCCGUCUACAACAAUGGAUCGUGGCAUAACAGCGUCUUCUACGAUACCAUAGGGCCCGCUUAUGUCCCCAUCGCAUUCGCUGCGGCCGCCGAGGCCGAUCCGCACGCUAAACUUUAUCUGAACGACUUUGCCAUAGAAGUUCCAGGUCCAAAGGCCGACGCGACUUAUGAAAUUGCGAAGAUGGUCCGGGACUACGGCGUCAAGAUCGACGGCAUCGGUAUCCAGGGACACAUCGAUCUCAGCGGCAUGCCGCUCGACGACCACUAUGAGCUGGGCAGCAGGCCCACCUAUGAUGACCUGGUGGAAGUCAUGACGCAAUAUGCGUCGCUCGGUAUAGAACUGGCCAUCACCGAGCUGGACGUCGCUGUGCUGACCCCGGUGACGGCUGAGAAUGCGACUAUUUACGAGACGCAGGCCGAAGUCUAUUACAACGUUACUGCUGCUUGCCUGACUUUUGAGGAAUGUGUCGGCAUUACCAUCUGGGAUUGGACUGAUCGGUACACCUGGGUGCCGGACGUCUUCCCCGACAUGGGCGACGCGCUGGUGUGGGACAAGGACCUGAAAAAGAAACCGGCAUACGGUGCAUCAUGA